AUGUCUGGAGACGGAGUGUCUCCUCUGGAGGUUACACUAGAGAGUGUCCGGGCCACUGCCUCCAACUACAACAUCCCCCCAGAUGUGAAGUACGCGUACGGAACAGCUGGAUUCCGGUGUAAAGCGGAUAUAUUACCUCCUGCUGCUUAUAGAAUGGGAUUACUCGCUGCCCUCAGAGCUAAAUCAGUGAAGGCAACUAUCGGAGUGAUGGUGACAGCCUCCCACAACCCACCAGAAGAUAAUGGUCUGAAAGUGGUGGAACCCCAGGGUGAAAUGCUGCUGCCUAGGUGGGAGCAUUACUCUACUCAGCUGUCAAACACUGACUCUGCUUCUCUUGUUGAGGUGCUGCAGGACUUUUCUGAUGAGGCGGAAGUGACCCUGACGAGCUCACGUGGGAGACUGGUAGUAGGACGGGACACUCGGGAAAGUGGACCUGAUAUUGUGGCUGCUGUUACUGCUGGCGCUGAAAAUUUACAAUGUAAGGUACAUAACAUCGGAGUGUGCACCACACCCCAGCUACAUUGGAUUGUCAAGCAAACCAACAUCUCCAAACCUAACACUCUCCAGGACUACUACCGGACUUUUGCUGACAGCUUUAUACAUUUGUAUGGAAAGGAUGAUGUGAAACACUCAAUUAAGGUAGACUGCGCUAACGGGGUGGGAGCUAUUGCCCUGCGGACCAUAGCACCUUUACUAUCCGAUCAUAUCGACAUCACUAUCUGUAAUGAUGGUUCUACUGGGAGACUCAACGAAAACUGUGGAGCUGACUUUGUUAAGAACUCAGAAAUCUCAGAACUCAGAAAUCUCAGAACUCAGAAAUCUCAGAUCUCAGACUAA
Messenger RNA from Bolinopsis microptera, 837 nucleotides. RefSeq names its product phosphoacetylglucosamine mutase-like. Lineage: Eukaryota; Metazoa; Ctenophora; Tentaculata; Lobata; Bolinopsidae. The transcript has 6 exons. Bases 1 to 837 code for a protein of 278 amino acids. Gene Ontology annotation, molecular function: phosphoacetylglucosamine mutase activity; magnesium ion binding. Gene Ontology annotation, biological process: carbohydrate metabolic process; UDP-N-acetylglucosamine biosynthetic process. The record is from RefSeq and is a predicted model, not a curated record.